AGGUUUUAGUCUGGCAUUGGACUCCCUGAAGACAAGGAGAUGGCCUCAGUAGAUAGUUCAGUAGAAGUAGAAGGUGCCACUGCUGCUGCUGGUGAUGGACUCACUCACUCUAUGAGGAAGAAUGGCAGGUUUGUGAACCCGUGGCCAGGCUGGGCCCUGCCCUCCUUUACUGGCUCACCAAACAUGUUCCACCUGAUGUGGAAGUUUACCACAGGCUCGGGGGACCUCAGUUCCAUUCCCAGUCAGGAGGUACUGGACACUACCCUUCCUGUUGUAACCCCAGACUUCAGCAGCUCCGUCCCUCAGGAUGGUAUGAAGGUAACGUGGCUCGGUCAUGCUUCCGUUCUCGUUCAGUUCGAAAACAUCAGCGUUCUCACCGACCCUAUCUUCAGCCAACGCGCCGCACCGCUCCAGUUCAUGGGGCCGAAACGAUACCGCGGUCCGCCUUGUAGCGUGCAAGAUCUCCCCGCGGUGGAUGUGGUCGUGAUCAGCCACAACCACUACGAUCACCUGGACUAUAACACGGUUAAAGACCUACACAAAAGGUUUGGGGAGAGACUCUGCUGGCAUGUGCCGCUGGGUAUGUUGUCAUGGAUGAAGAGCAUCGGGUGCGAGAAUGUGGUGGAACAGGAUUGGUGGCAGGAAGAGCGGGUUAAAGACCGUGAGGACAUCAAAGUCGUGUUCACGCCGGCGGCGCACUGGUGCAAACGCGGCCCGACCGACGACAACUUGGUCCUGUGGGGAAGCUGGUGCGUGAUUGGACGGAGGUCGCGCUUCUUCUUUGGGGGAGACACGGGGUACUGUCACGGCUUCAAGGAGAUCGGGAAAAAAUAUGGUCCGUUCAACCUGGCGGCUAUUCCUAUAGGGGCCUAUGAACCAAGGUGGUUUAUGAAGAGCCAACACGUGUGUCCUGAAGAGGCUGUACAGAUUCACAUGGACGUUGGUGCCAGGGUGUCACUAGGCAUUCACUGGGGAACCUUCAAACUCAUUUCUACUUCAUUUGAGGGCUACUUGGAACCAAGGUCAAGGGUCAAGGAAGCCAUGGAGGCCAAGGGGUUAAAGGUGGAGGACUUCUUCACCCUGGACCAUGGUGGGUCAAGGGUCAUUCCUAUUCCACAGGCUGAACCCAGCUUUGAGAAGGAAACAGCCACAUAGAGAAAGUACUUCUCAGUACCUAUAGCUUAAAUGAUGACUGGACUUAACUUAAAGGAAGAAAUAUUAUUAUCUAUAGGCUGUAUACUUAGGAUGUGGAUUUUCAAUCAUUUGUAGACCUAUUUACAUGUACAUGAAGGAAUGAAGAAAUAUAUACUGUAAGAAUCAAGCAGUUUUUUAAACUAUCAACCAUUGCUAAAACAAUUUUUCUCAUAAUAUGCAAUUUGGCUUAGCCCCCGAGGUGUCACCAAAAAUAAUGUUGCAAAACAGGACAUUCCUGCUAGCAUCCUUUUAUACUGCAGCAGUGCAAGCAUGUAAAUACAUUGUACCAAUAAUGUACACUAGAUUGCAGUUAUAAGUUGGGUAAAGAUAAUGGGAAAUUCAUUCUGCCUUAACACUGAAGUUUACACUCUCUUGAAUGCUGUCUGGAGGUGUACGUGGGAGAAUAGAAAAACUUGAAGUAGUUAAUGCACUUAUUGCCUACACGUAAAAGCAUUAUUUCUCUAUAGGGAAUGAUCCCAACAAUCAAAAGCGCACAUUUCAUUACUCCACUUUUCAAAGUUUUUACUUGAAUCAAUAAAUGAUAUAAUGUA
This is a messenger RNA of Branchiostoma floridae (Florida lancelet), 1745 nucleotides long. Its product is annotated as N-acyl-phosphatidylethanolamine-hydrolyzing phospholipase D-like. Gene Ontology annotation, molecular function: N-acylphosphatidylethanolamine-specific phospholipase D activity; zinc ion binding. Bases 40 to 1155 code for a protein of 371 amino acids. Gene Ontology annotation, cellular component: cytoplasm; membrane-bounded organelle. NCBI's taxonomy places the organism in Eukaryota, Metazoa, Chordata, Leptocardii, Amphioxiformes, Branchiostomatidae. Gene Ontology annotation, biological process: N-acylphosphatidylethanolamine metabolic process; N-acylethanolamine metabolic process. The record is from RefSeq and is a predicted model, not a curated record. The transcript has 5 exons.